Molecule: messenger RNA, 11600 nt
Organism: Osmerus eperlanus (European smelt)
Lineage: Eukaryota; Metazoa; Chordata; Actinopteri; Osmeriformes; Osmeridae
Gene: nbeal2
Product: neurobeachin-like 2
Exons: 55
Coding region: 501-8969 (2822 amino acids)
Biological process (GO): intracellular protein localization
Cellular component (GO): membrane; cytosol
Molecular function (GO): protein kinase binding
Source: RefSeq, a predicted model, not a curated record
CCUGUUGUAUGGACUAUAUCAAGGGAUUUGUUUCUGUAUUCGGGGCAAGUGCAUUUAAGCAGAAUUUAAAUGCACGAUAAAUACAAUCGGCACACCUGUAAACAUUGUAACUACGUUAUCACAUGGGUUAGUUUACAGUGUUGAACGGAUCACCCGUUGCUAUUGUGCCGUGGGAAGUCCUCCGUAACUGGAAUAAUAUUGUCUAAAUGCGGACAUGGGUGUUCCUUUGGAUUCGCAUCUGUUUUCGCUGUGCUCAUAAUUUCUACGCAGAUUAAGGCACGCAUGCCAUGCUUUCCCUUGUCUAUGUGGAUAUGAACUUUCUUAGAGCUUCUGUUUCGACGAUCACAUGUUGGAUUCUGUCACUGUUUAAUAUCAAGAUGCUCCACGCGAACAUGUUGCGCCCUUACUUUUGGAAACAACAACAAAAACCUCGGACAGAAAUGUAAAAAUUUAACAUUUUAUACUUAAAUCAAGGACCACACUUCUAAACGCGGAGGAGAAUGGCAUCGAAAGAAAGAUUGUAUGAGCUGUGGAUGUUGUAUUACACCAAGAAAGAUGUGGCUUACCUGCAGCAGUGGCUGGAGGCCUUUGUGGCAUCCUUUGAGCGGCUCAUUGAUGUGCAGUCGCUGGUGCCCCGGCGGGUGGAGGAGGGCUGCUCUGAGGUGCCCCUGCUGCCUCGUGAGGUCCUAGUGCUGCUCAGCACCCAGCUGUGGCACAGCGCCCUGCACCUCUCUGGGUCCGAGCAGGGCAACAGCACCCCUCACCCGCUGCUGCUCAUCAAGUUCUUCAUCAUCGUCUGCAGGAAUAUGGAAAAUAUUGACCCUGACAAGACCCCUAGCUUUGUGUUUGAGACAAUAAAGCUGUUGAAUUUCUGCUUGACUCAGCUGAAGAAGCAGCCAGAGGAUCAGUCAUCACUUCAAUCAGUGGUCCAGUAUGGGCUGCUUCUGUGUGAGAGUAUCUAUGACCCUUACCAGAUCUGGAGGAGACGCCUGUCAGGGGAGGAUGUAAGUCUGAUGGAGAGGAGCAGGUAUAAGUUCUCCCCUCUUCCUCUGCCAGAAGAGCUACCAGCUCUGUUCCAUGAUACCUUACAGGCCAGCGAGCAGAUCCCAGAGCUCCUCACGCUUCGAUUGGUCGAUCUCCAAGGGGCUGUCAUCAGUGGGAGCAAGAAGAACGGCCUGCUCUCCAUCACCCCCAACUCUGUGAAAGACCUGUUCUCCGUGCUGCGGGCCUGGUGUUGCCGCGACCCCCCCAAGCCCAAGGACCCCAGCCUGCUAAGACUGACCCUGCAGUGCCUGACUGCAAUGAUCCACACCCUCCACGGCAGCAGCCCAGCUGAGCGGCAGGUGGAGAUUAAGACUGUGCUUGACGGCUACUUCCAGGUCCUCAACUGGAACCGUCCCCUGGGCAGCGAGCCGGGGGGCGGGCGAACCUGGGAGGACAGCCUGAUCACCCUACAGAGCCAGAUGCUUACUGCGAUGCCAGAGAUCCUACAGUGUCCUGACAGGCCUGUGCUGCAGGCCAUCUUCCUCAACAACAACUGCUUCGAGCACAUUCUCAGGCUCAUCCAGAACAGCAAGCUCUAUCAGAGCAACAAGAGUAGGAUGGAGUGUGUGUGUGACCUCACCACACGUUUACUCACAGAGGUGGAAGUGGACCAGAGUGUUUGUGGUGUACAGGUUUGGGAGAAGGGUUCAGACUGUAUCACAGUGCAUGCUCUGGGGGUCCUCACGGCCAUCAUGAGUAACUCCCCCUCUGCCAAGGAGGUGUUUAAGGAGAGGAUCGGCUACUCCCAGCUGUUUGAUGUUCUCAAGAGUCAAGGCCAGCCCACCAAGAGGCUGCUACAGGAGCUGAUGAACAUGGCAGUGGAAGGGGAGCACGCCCACGCACUCCACCUGGGCAUCAGCAACGACCAGCCCCUGUUGCUGCUCCUGCAGUGGCUGCCCGAGCUGAGCACCCAGCGGGAGCUGCAGCUACUGGUGGCCCAGUGGCUGGCGGCCGUGUGCGGAGGCUCCCUAUCCUGCCGCACCGUGGCAGUGGAGGCCGGCCUGGUGGGAGCACUGCUCCGGGUCCUGGAGGUGCCCCAGCACCUGGACAGGCAGUGUGCCGAUGCCCUGCUGGGCCUGCUGCAGGACCUGGGCUCCCUGUGCCUCCGGCCGGGCGAGCUGAAGAGCCUGCUCCGCCUGCUGAGGGUGGACCAGGGCAGCGGGACCGGGAGGGCGUCUGGGAGGGGCUCACACCCGUACUGUGCCCGCAUCAUCAGGGUGCUGUCAGCCAUGGCGGCCAGGGAGGGUAGAGACAGCGCCCUGCAGUACUUUGACCUCACGCCCCCCAUGGCGGGCAUCAUGGUGCCCACAGUCCAGCGCUGGCCGGGCAGCGCCUUCGCCUUCCACGCCUGGCUCUGCCUCAACGCUGACUUCCCUCCUUAUCACUCUGAGUUCUCCACUCCCAGUACCCCCUUGCCCACCGCUGGCACGGGGGCCCCGCGAGGCAUGGGGAAAGGCCCUCGCAGGAAACAACUCUACAGUUUCUUCACGGCCAGCGGGACGGGACUGGAGGCCUUCUUCACCAUGGAGGGGGUGCUGGUGGUGGCUGUGUGCACUAAGAAAGACUACAUGGCUGUUUGCCUACCUGACAAUCCUCUCACAGACUGCUGCUGGCAUUCUGUGGACAUCGUCCACAUCCCUGGCCGUCGUCCAUUUGGACAGAACAUGGUCACCAUCUACAUAGACGGAGAGCAGUGUAAGACUGCCCAGCUGCGCUUCCCCUCUUUCAAUGAGCCUUUCACCUCUUGCUGCAUCGGCUCCGCGGGCCACCGGACCACUACUACCACCACCACCACCUCCCCUACCCUGCCUCCCCCGUUAUCCCAGUCAGGGGAGUUUGCCUUUCCCGCUCACGCCUCCCCCCUCACCCGCUCCCAGUCCUUCCCGGCCACCUUUGCGGGGGGGCGCUGGGGGUCGCUGCAGGAGUCCAACGUGCACACCAUCCCCGCUGGGCUGCAGGACACGGAGUGGGGGACGCCGAGCUCUCUGGACGGCCUCCUGGGAACUGCCUUCAUCUGCCAUGAGGCCCUGCAACCGCUACAGGCCAAGGCGCUCUAUGCCGCAGGCCCCAACCACGUGUCUCUGUUCAAGGCGGAUGGAGAGCUUUCGGACCUCAACAGCAAACUCCUCCUCUACUACACUCCACAGGCUUUCAAGAACCAGAUUUGUCUGGAUCUGUCUCCCAACCACCAGUAUGACGGCAGGCUAACUGGACACCAAGUGGUUAACUGGGACAUCAAGGAUGUUUUGAACACGGUGGGGGGCAUGGGAGUGCUGCUGCCCCUGCUGGACCAAGUGUGUGAGGCCGAGCAGGUGGACGGAGUUGGGCAGGAGACCUCCGACCUCCUGGGACCAGAGCUCACCUCCUCAAGAGGGCCCGUCGGCAUGCUGUUGCCACUGGGCAAGUCCUCCGAGGGCCGUCUGGAGAGAAACAGCAUAGCCGCCUUCCUGCUGAUGGUGAAGAAUCUGAUUCGCCAUCACCCCGUCAAUAAUGAGAGCCUGCUGAACUGCCAUGGCCCUGCCAUCAUAGGAGCCAUGUUGAGCAAGGUGCCGGGCAGCAUGAUGGACAUGAGUGUUCUGAUGGCAUGUCAGUUCCUGUUGGAGCAGGUGUCCAGCGAGGGGAACAGCCCUCUGCUCCUGCAGCUCUACCAGCACCUGCUAUUUGACUUCCGCAUCUGGAGCAACAGUCACUUUGCUGUGUGUUUGGGCCAUGUCCAGUACUUGUCCACGGUGAUCAAGGAUGGCAAGCAGCGCAUGAGGAGGAAGUACGGGGUGCAGUACAUCCUGGAUACCAUACGGACGCACUACAGCAUGGAGAAAGACGGCAGCCGCCUGUCUGAUGAGAAGCAGACGGUCCAGAUCUCUCUGUUCUCCCUGCUGAGGGAUUUCCUGCUCAGGUCUCCCAGCCCAGAGGAGCUCCACAGUGUCCUGGCCUACACGCUCGCCGUGGGAGAGGAACAGCAGGUGGUGAGUGCGCUGGACGUGCUGUACUGUCUGUUGCGGAGCACGCCCCCCAGAGAAACGGUCCAGACGGUGCUGGUGGAGUGGGGUGUGGAGCAGCUGUACUGCCUGCUCCUCACCCCCACCUUGGGGGACGAGGCCCGCGAACGAGUCUUCAGGGUACUCUACAAAAUCCUGAAGAGUGAAAGAGUGCCUGAACGGACUAAGCACCGCGUCAAGCUGAAGGAUUUUGGCUACCUAGGCCUGGUCUGUUUCCUUGGAGACAUCCCUGUAACCAUGACCACUGUGCGGUGUCUGUACGAGCAGGUUCUUGCAACAGAUGCCAGCCCUAGCUUCAGAGACCUCCUGGCUGUGGUGUAUCUGUCACACAGAGCUGAGCUCACUGUCCGUCUGGACGUGUGUCGCAAGCUCUUCCACCUGAUCUACUCCAGCGAGGACUACGUCAGGCAGCUGGCUCGUCAGCCCGGCUGGCAGGACGUCCUCACUAAGCUCUAUGUGAAGGAGUCCUACGAGUCCCGAGCAGCCAGCAUGGAGGACUCCAGCACCCCCAGCUCCCUGGAGCCCCCCGCCCGCCUCCUCCUCCGCCCUCCCCUCCGCCCCCCCCUCCGCAGGGACCACAGCAUAGUUAUAGAGGACACCCGGCCCGACCUUUUCCUCACGUACACCUCACGGGAUGAAGAGGAUGAGGAAGAAGGAGGCCUGCGGGACCUCUCAGAGGGUUUCUCCAACCUCUCCCAGUCACCCCUUAGCGGCGGCGGGGGGCAGCUGAAGAGCUACGGACACUCGUUGCAUUUUAAGUCCUUUGACUCAAUGGAGCAGGGGAGCCACUCGUCCUCCCUGUCCAACACGGUGGACAUCCCCUCAGCCCGUCCCGAGGAGGAGGGGCUCUACCACCCCCUCUCCCCCUUUGGCACCUCCCCCUUUGAACUGGAGCUGGGGGAGGCGGGCACAGGGACGGGCACCAUCACACCCGCAGGCAGUCAGGGAGACACCCCGUCCCCCCUGGAGCACAGCAAGCCCUUCCCCUCUCUGAGGCCCAGGAAGAGCUCCAGUCUGUCCAAUGUGCUUGACGACGCCAGCUAUGGAACAGACCCUCCCACUGGAGACACCAUCUCCAACACCUCCAACCCUCAGCAGACUCCGGAGGAGGAGCUGUGUAACCUAUUGACCAACAUCGUGUUCUCCGUGCUGUGGAGUGGCAGCGGGGCCGAGGGUGGCGAGGACGCCGUCUGGAGGGAGAGGGGCCAGGUCUUCUCUGUCCUCACCAAGCUGGGCUCCUCCUGCCAACUGGUGCGCCCACCCGACGACAUCAAACGAAGCCUGUUGGAGAUGAUGCUGGAGUCGUCCCUGUCGGACCUGCGAGACGCCCAGGGUCAGUCUCUGCCCCACUGUCCCAGCCUGGUGCGCCUUCUCAGGCUGCUCCAGGACUUCCUGUUCGCUGAGGGUACCGACAACCACGCUCUGUGGAGCGAGAAGAUCUUUGAGGGGGUGGUGAACCUGCUGGACAGGCUACAGGCAUGGCACUGUGCCCCGGGCUCCCCAGGCUCUCUGGAGCUCAGGGAGAUGGCCUAUAUCGGCCUGCGCAUCAUCACAGGAUACAUCCAGCAGCAGGACUCUCAGGUGUGUGUGAUGGCUUGUGUGAAGCUCCACAGCCUCCUCCAGACAGUGCUCUGUCUAAAGUGGGUGGAGGUGUGUUUCCUGCUGGGCCGCUUGGGCGCCCCCCUGUGGCCAAAGGGUGUCAUGGUGGACGCCAACGGCGGGCACGCGGAGACCUUCUCCCGGCUGGUGCCCAUCGUACGCACCCUCCUGGACCAGCACGCUGACCCCGUCACGCUGCAGUCCCUGCUGCCUAACCUUCCUGUGACCAAUGGUAGCCCCACCUUCGCUCAGGACCUGCAGAACUACUGUCACACCGUGGAGUGGCAGGACUUCUACCAGCAUCAUGUCCAACCCACUAUGGAACAGUAUGAGUUGGACACGUUUGGGAAGAGCCACGACCUCAUGUCCAACUUUUGGAACUCCUGUUUUGACGACCUCAUGAGCACAGCCAUACGGCGAGACAAAGACAAAGGAGACAGCAAAGCCAAAUUCCAGGAGGCCAUUGUGGACCCUCACCUGAAGCGAGUGCGCAGUGAGAACAACAGGUACCACAGCAUACAGAAGCAGAGCUCCAGCCAGCAGGGGGUGGUGUGGCGUCACUGGAAGUCCCUCCGCUGCCUGCUGACCAGCGAAAGAGGCCCCUGGGCAUACAGAGAUCCUCCAGUGGUUAAAUGGAAGCUUUCCAGUGCAGAGACCUACUCCAAGAUGAGGCUAAAACUGGUCCCCAACUACCAGUACGACACCCACGCAGAGGCUAGCGCUUUCAGAGACAACAUGGGAGCUGAAAGUCCCCGCAGUUCUGAACCCCUCCCCCUUGCUGUUGCCAAGGAAGCAAAAGUGAGUGACAUGGAGGACGACCAAUUGGGAGAAGAGGACAUUGUCUUUCUGGACAACCAGGUGGAGGGGGAGGAUGAGAGUCAGAAGGAGAAGCUGGUGCUGUCGGAGGACUGCGAGCUCAUCACCAUUGUGGCAGUGGUUCCUGGUCGUCUGGAGGUCACCACUCACCACCUCUACUUCUACGACUACAGCAGUGAAAAAGAGGAGACUGAGGAGGGGAUCGGGUUUGACUUCAAAAGGCCUCUGUCUCAGCUGAGAGAGGUGCACCUGAGACGCUACAACCUGCGCCGGUCAGCCCUGGAGCUCUUCUUCAUAGACCAGUCUCACUACUUCAUCAACUUCAGGAAGAAGGUGCGGAACAAGGUGUACUCUAGGAUCCUGGGGCUGCGGCCCCCCAACCUCUUCUACUUCGGCUCCCGCUCCCCACAGGAGCUGCUGACGGCCUCUGGGCUCACACAGAAAUGGGUGUGCAGGGAAAUUUCUAACUUUGAGUACCUGAUGCAACUGAACACCAUCGCUGGGCGCACGUAUAAUGACCUCUCCCAGUACCCAGUGUUCCCCUGGGUUCUGUGUGACUACACCUCUUCGGUUCUGGACCUAGAGGACCCUGAAGUGUUCAGGGACCUGUCCAAACCCAUCGGUGUGGUCAACUCCAAACACGCCCAGAAUGUCAGAGAGAAGUAUGAGAGCUUUGAGGACUCUACAGGCACCAUCGACAAGUUCCACUACGGCACACACUACUCAAACGCUGCCGGGGUCAUGCAUUACAUGAUCCGCAUGGAGCCCUUCACCACCCUGCACAUCCAGCUGCAGAGCGGCAGGUUUGAUGUUGCAGACCGACAAUUCCACUCCGUGCCAGCGGCCUGGCAGGCUCGCAUGGAGAGCCCCGCUGAUGUCAAAGAGCUCAUCCCCGAGUUCUUCUACUUCCCAGAGUUCCUGCAAAACAUGAACGGCUUUGACUUGGGCAGCUUGCAGAUGUCCCAGGAGUCAGUGGCAGACGUGUUACUACCACGCUGGGCCUCGUCCAGGGACGACUUCAUCAGGAAGCAUAGGAAGGCCCUGGAAUGUGAGCAUGUGUCCAGUCACCUCCAUGAGUGGAUUGACCUGAUCUUUGGUUACAAGCAGAGAGGCGAGGAGGCCGUGGAGGCCCUCAAUGUGUUCUACUACUGCACUUAUGAGGGCGCCGUGGACUUAGAUGCCAUAGCCAAUGAGACAGAGCGCAAGGCCCUGGAGGGCAUCAUCAGCAACUUCGGCCAGACCCCCUGUCAGCUCCUCAAGGAGCCUCACCCCCCUCGUAUGUCAGCCCAGAGUGCGUCCAGACGGCAGGCCCGCAUGGACACUCUGCCCCUCAACCUGUUUGAGCAUCUGGACAAGCUGCGACCUUUUGUGGAGGUGGUGAGUGAUGGCAUACCCCUGGUCCAGGCGAUAGUCCCAAAGACCCAGAACCGCUCCUUCAUCAUCCAAGGAUCCGAUGUUCUGGUGACAGUGAGUGCCAACGGUCUGAUAGGGACACACAGCUGGCUGCCGUUUGACAAGAACAUUGCCAACUACUUCACCUUCACCAAGGACCCCACUGUGCUCAAUCCCAAGACACAACGUUUCCUGAGCGGGCCUUUCUCCCCGGGCGUGGAGAUCAGUGCCCAGGUCCUGGUGGUCUCCAACGAUGGGCGCCUGCUAUUCAGCGGCGGCCACUGGGACUGCAGCCUGCGUGUCACCCAGCUGGGCAAGGGCAAGCUGGUGGGCAGGAUCUGCCGGCACAUCGAUGUGGUGACGUGCCUGUCUCUGGACCUCUGUGGAAUCUACCUCAUCUCUGGCUCCAGGGACACUACUUGUAUGGUCUGGCAGGUCCUACAGCAGGGUGGCUUCUCCAGUGGCCUGUCUUCUCGCCCAGUGCAAGUCCUCUGUGGCCACGACCAGGAAGUCAGCUCAGUGGCCAUCAGCACCGAGUUGGACAUGGCUGUCUCAGGAGCAAAGGAUGGGACUCUGAUAGUGCACAGUAUUAGGCGGGGCCAGUUCUUGCGGACAUUGAGGCCCCCAGGCGAGAGCUGUCUGCCAGCCUACGUCACGGGGCUGCAGGUGGGCAUGGAGGGCCACAUCGUGGCUCAGACUGCUCUGGACGGCUGCUCUGUUGGGAAGGAGAAGUACUCGCUCCAUGUGUACUCGGUCAACGGCCGUCUCCUGGCGUCCGCCACCCUGGAGGAGCAGGUGACGGCUCUGUACCUGGCAGCCGACUACGUCAUCCUGGGCACAUCCCAGGGCAACCUCCAUAUCCGAGACCUGCUUAGUCUGGACUUGGCAGUGAAGCCCCUGGCCCUGAAGGUGCCUGUGAGGAGUUUGUCUGUGACCAAGGAGGGCAGCCAUAUCCUGGUGGGCCUGGAGGAUGGCAAGCUCAUCGUGGUGGGCGCGGGGAAACCAGAGGAGGUGCGCUCAGGACAGUUCUCUCGUCGACUGUGGGGCUCCACCCGACGGAUCUCCCAGGUCUCUUCUGGUGAGACAGAGUACAACCCAACAGAGUACACUGCGAAGUGAGAGAGGCCCUGGGAAGACUGGGUCCCUUAGACCCUGGGGUCUAUAGACCUCUGGCUCACACUGUGUCUCUCCUCCUGCCUUCCACAUUCUUCCCAUGCCCAGCUCAGCUCUGGGCUCUAGUUUUUGAACUCUCUGGGAGAGCAGCUACAGAUCUUGCACUUGUUUCUACAAAAAGGGAAAAACCUUUUUAACGCAUUUUUUUGAGCCUGGUGUUUUUUUGCUUUGUUUUUAGACUGCGUCAUUCCAAAGAAUGUCUAUGUUUUAGCGGACAAAGAGGAGUGCUCUUUUUAGAUGAGUAUAGUCCUUGAAAACGAUUACUGUGGAGGAAUUCUUUGUGGUGAGCCUAGUCAUAUCUAUAAGCCUGGUGACUCACUCUGGAACACACACACGCCUACACACAUGCACACACACACACACACACACACACAUACACACACACACAGACACAGUGCAGUAUGAGGGGAAGAAUGCUGUGAACUCUCUAUGUUCCCACCUCCUUUUUUCAGCAUCCCUUUUUUCCUCCUUUCUUUUGAUUGUUUCAAGGCCAGUGGUUUGGCAACGGCACCUUGACUCCUCGAAACUUGAAGACUAAUGUUGCUUGAGAUUUAAAUGCUGUAGUACCAGUGUGUACCACUAGUGGGUCUACUUUCUCUGCAUUUAAGUGUGUCUGUGUGUUGUGGGUCGAGCUGCUUCUGUGUGCUAUUCGUACAGUAGGUCAGUGCUGGACUAUGCACAUUAAUUGAUAAAGGUCCAAAAAAAUAUAUUUCUGGGUCAACUCAAAUAUUGAACUGAGUGUACAUGACAUGCCUGUAUGCAAUGCUCAACAGAUAAAGCAAUAAUGGUGUUGUGGUCAAAGGUAUAAUUUCUCGUGAUUGUGAAGCUUAGAAGGUAUAAUUUCUCGUGAUUGUGAAGCUUAGAAGCAACCAGUGUCUGUAGAGGAAAGACCAAAAGCCCACUUACCUUACAAAGAAGAGAAGACAGCCUUGUUUUAUUACAUGUAAAUAACUACUGUAUAUUAGUUUGUUCUUUUCAAGCUACUGUGAGUGUAUUGUUCAGACUACUUUUAUUGAUAACUAAUUUCUGAUGUUGCUGCAAAAUUGGUAUGUUUUUGCAAAAUUGUCAUUGCUCAUCUUCUAAGAUGAUUUCUCCUUGCAAAGUAACCUUUUAUGUUUAAAAAAAUGUUGUUACAUUAACUAAAGUGCCUUUUUUACUUUCUAUUGUCUCUUUAACUGGAGCCUUAAACACACUGAAUUCCAGUAAGCUGGUAUAAUUACUAUACCAAGACUCACUCCCUUCAAUUUACACUUUCUAUCCUGUCACCUUUCUGUCCAUCAAAUUUGCUGCUGUAAAUGAUGUUUUAGAAAUAUAUCCUACACAAAACAGAUCCCACAUCCUCCAAAGCCUCACUUUGUAGUCGCUCUAUUCUUUGUGCAUCUUUAGUCUGAGUACACGUCUCUCGUUUGCUGUUGAAAGUUUGUUCUGCUGUUGUUUUAUUUCAAGAGGAACUGAAACAAAGAGAUAGUGUCUGUGAAACACAUUUGAGGAAAGACUCAGACGUGAGUGGAGGAAUGCACUUCCUGUCGGCCCCUGUAGUGUGGCCAGGGAUCAUCUGUUGUUAUGCACCAUCAUGAUGGAGGACAAUAAAGGGAACCGCUGGGCAAUUGCAAUACAGCACCAACAAAAUGGUGCCUGUUACACAUAUCUGGAUUACAGUGAAUUAUGAAAAAAAUACAGACAUAAUUAUAGCUUUGUGUGUGUGUGUGUGUGUGUGUGUGAAUGGGUGGGUUGGGGGGUCUGCUCGUAUUAUAUGUAUGUGUUUCAAUGUUCAGAAUCACAUUAACCAGUUAAUGUCUUAUGAUUCAGUUGAGUCUAGAUAUUUGUUGAAAAGGUGAGUCUGAAAUGGCUUGUUUCAAUGUAAAUGACAGUGUUUCCCCUAGGUUUACAGCUUUGGGGGGGGGGGGGGGGACGACCAUGUAGAGACAGAAAUGACAUGCCGCCGUGUAAAUAAGUAAAUAACAUAAGGCCAUUUAGUUUGUUUAAUAAAUGAGCACGCUAUAGACCUGUUUUAUAGGAAAGGUAACCUUAAAUGACUUAUUUUGGGAUCGGGCGCUAUAUAUAAAAUAUAAAACAUUUUUUAUUAACUUGACCUUCCAGGGGGGGCGGGGAGGUGCCUUUGGGGGGGCGGGGGGCCCCCCUAAUAUAAUGGUAGGUGAAACACUGAAUGUCUGUAUUUGCUGUAUUCUUUGUACAGGAGUGUCUUUUGCAUCAUUAUAAAAGUCAGCUGCUUUUCAUGAUCCUGAUGAAGCAUUGUGUGAGACUGGUGUAUGUUGUCCUACAUGAAUGUAUGUUUUUUUCACUUAACUAUGCAGCCGUGCUGACCUGUUUCCAGUUUAAUCUUCCUGGCUGACCACACACCUCAGUCCUCCACCUAGGACACUACACUGAAUGCAUAGUGUUUAUAUGUGACAGCUUUGUUUCAAAGUUCCAUCAUCUGUACCCCUGCACAAUCCAACUCAAGCCUUAGAGCAGCACAGGGCUACCUUGGUUCUGGAUCUGCUCUUUUGUAAUCACUAUUUUGGUGUUUGUAUUUUUCUCUCAAAGUGUUCAAAAUACAUACUUUUUUUAACUGCC